AUGACCAACAUUCUCGCUUUCCUCACCGUGUUUGCCACCGUGGCCAGUGCGACCGCAAACCAAAACGACAACCACGAGCUCGAUGCGGCCACGGAGGCGUGCUUGAGGGCAAGGCGUUCACUCGAUGGCGAAGAGCCGCAAUUAUGCGACGCCGACCAAGAUUACCUGGGUUCUAGUUGCUACGACAAGUGUCCAUCCGGCACGACCCGCGUUGGCUACGGCUGCGUUUCGAAUUGCCCCCCUGAGUUCACGGACAAGGGAAGGACGUGCUUGAAGAAGGGUGAAUACAGCCGGGGGGUUGGGUACCCGUGGAAGUUUGGCGACACCUUCUUUGAUUCCACAGGCAUGUUCCAACGCUGCGAAAACGACUACGGGGAGGGCAAUUGCGAAUGGUAUGGCGCGGUUGUGUACCCUAAGUGCUCGCCGGGCUUCACUGCCGUUGAGUGUUGUGAUUGUCACCCCCCCCUCCCCGACUGCAAGUCCUUUGGCUUGCUUCCCGUGGAAGGCUUGUUGUGUCGCAAGAAAGUGAUCCCUUUGAAAUCUUAUUCCCCCAAGUGCCGUCCCUACGAGGAUCUCGUUCGAGGCCGUUGCUUCCCCAAGUGCAGGCCCUGGUACACUCCUGGUCUACCAGUUUAG
Molecule: messenger RNA, 636 nt
Organism: Aphanomyces astaci
Lineage: Eukaryota; Oomycota; Saprolegniomycetes; Saprolegniales; Verrucalvaceae
Exons: 1
Coding region: 1-636 (211 amino acids)
Source: RefSeq, a predicted model, not a curated record